Molecule: messenger RNA, 621 nt
Organism: Tetrahymena thermophila SB210
Lineage: Eukaryota; Ciliophora; Oligohymenophorea; Hymenostomatida; Tetrahymenidae
Product: transmembrane protein, putative
Exons: 7
Source: RefSeq, a predicted model, not a curated record
AUUUUACAAUUUAUUAAACUUUCAUAGAUUUUUAAUCAAUAUUUCUAAAGAAAAAUAAAAUAAAUGAAUUAAGAAAAAAAAUAUUUCCACAAUUUAGAAGAAUUUUUAAACUCUUCACUUUAAUCUCAUUAGGCUCUCUUUAUAACUCUAAAAUAAUUUAGUGAUGAAAAUGCAUCAGGCUUAGGUUCUGGUUUAUCAAAUUGCACUAAUCUAUCUAAUUUGACACUUGAUCUAAGUUAGAAUAAAAUUAAUGUUAUUGGCGCAUCAGGCUUAGGCUUUGCUUUAGCAAAUUGCACUAAUCUCCAAAAUUUAACACUUAAUCUUCAUGGCAAUUAAAUUGGUGCAAUUGGUACAUUAGGUUUAUGUUCUGCUUUAGCAAAUUCCACUAAUAUCUCAAAUUUGACACUUGAACUUCAGAACAAUAUAAUAGGUCCAAUUGGUGCUUCAGGCUUAGGUUCUAGUUUAGCAAAUUACACUAAUUUAACAAAUUUGGCACUUGAUCUUUAGUAAAAACAGUUUAUUUGUUUUAAAUAGUGCUAUUUUUAAAAUAAAAAUGAAUUUAAAACAAUACAGCUGACUUUUUUAAUUUAUUUUUUUUAUUUAUUUAGAUUUUAUUUUUGA